GGGGGAGGUGGAGGCCGGGUAAAUUUCAACUUGAGUGCGUGCUGAUGUCGGGAAUGAAGUCACCCACGCAGAGGUACCCUCACGUCUUUAUUCAGGACCAGACCAGGACAGAGACAGACCAUGCGCCACGUCUCAGGACUUCACUGAGUCUAAAGAGGUGAGACAGGAGGACAAGGACACGCCUGCUGGAACGAGGCGAUAACCUGCUGAGAGUUCAGAUCCUCAGGAACCGCUGCAGCUGAACGACCCUUUGUCUCAGAAAACCGAUUCUCACUGCAGUUUUUAUGUGAGAAAACGUCCGAUAACAGACAGAGAAGAAGAAGAGUGGAAGUUAAAUUAAGAUGCUGAUCAGCUGAUGUGCAUAACCCUGAAGAUGUUCAUGCUUUGAUCUGAUUGGCCGUUAAUCCCUCCAGACCCAGGUCCCCUGAUUGGACAUUUAUUCCUGCAGAGCCUUGUCCUUAGAUUUGAUUGGCCAGCUAUCUCUGGAGACCCAGACCCUUGGAUGUGAUUGACCGCCAUGCUGCCCGUCACAGAGGGGUUACCAAUGAACAACCAGACCUUAGUCAACUGCAAGAGGCCUUAUGAGGAGGACCGGUUGCCGCUGCUGGUUCUGUACAUCAUUGUUCUGGUCAUCGGUCUUCCCACCAAUGUUCUGACAAUCUUCCUCACCUGGCAGCAGGUGUGUAGGAAAAAUGUGCUUGGUGUUUAUCUUUGGAGCCUGUCGCUGUGUGACCUGACCUACCUGUUCACCCUGCCCCUUUGGGCGGACUACGUUAACAGCGGCCAUAACUGGCGGUGGAGUUCAACCGCCUGCAAACUGACAGGCUACAUCUUCUUCACCAACAUGUACAUCAGCAUUUUUCUGCUCUGCUGCAUCUCCUGCGACCGUUACUGGGCAGUGGCCUACAGUCUGGAGUCGCGUGGCCUGAGGCGACAGCGCCACGCCGUGAUCAUCACAGUGGUCAUUGUUCUGGUGGUGGCCAUUGGUCACACCGCCGUCUUCACCAUGAAGGAGGGUGAUCCUGAGAGCUUCAGACGCUGCUUUGAGCCGAGUCAGAGCAGCGUCACGGUGAUGGGCUUUAACUACGCCCGCUUUGUAAUUGGCUUCCUGCUUCCGCUGCUGCUGCUGGUGGUGACAAACCGCUUCGUCCUGGCCAACGUGCAGCGCAGCGCAGGGCUGCAGAAAGGCCAAAAACGCCGUGUUUGCCGGUUGGCGGUGGCAGUGGUGCUGCUAUUCCUCAUCUGCUUCGGCCCCUACCAUCUGAUCCUGCUGGUCCGGGCAAUCAUUACCCAAUUCCCCCAGCUGGUAGAAACCUCUUGCCUAUUUGAGAAGAACAUGUACACCCCCUAUACUAUAUCCCUUGGUUUGUCCACCAUCAACAGUGCUGUCAAUCCAAUUCUCUACGUCCUGUCCAGCAACAACAUCCGCAAGGAGUGUUACCGCGGACUCUCGCAGGUCCGUGUCUUGGCGUGCCAUGGAGCCCCAUCCAACAGCAGCCAAAACAAGUCCUUAGAGCUGAAUGCUGGAACCGAGACUGAGAGACAAGCAGGUGGAAGAACAGAGACCUGAGAGAUCAACAUGAGAGAUUAACUGUACUUUUGAAUCCAGAGGCUGGUCUCUGGAGUCUUACUGCUGGGUUCUCCUCCCAAUGCUGCUGGUUUCUGCUGCCCUUUGUUGGCUCUGCUUCCUUUGGUUCAGGUUUGUCCUGUGACCAACCCAUCUAGUUCCCCGACAAGACCGAGGAUGGAAAGUUCUUCCUGGUCCCGAGAGAAGAAAGGGUGCACAAGUGCUUCUGAGCUUCUGGGACAAAACAAUCAAAUCUGGGACAUUUUAAAAACUGAAACUGAAUUUCAGAAGUUUGCUUUUAUAAAACCUUUGAUGCUUGCAACUUGAUUAAAAUUAGGAUAAAAGUAAGGAAUGUGUGACUUUAUUGUAAGCCAAAACAAACCAACAACAGAUCAUUGCAAUUAUCACUGUAAUCUGAUAAAGUGGUCUUGAUCUUUAGAUUUCCAGCCUUUCUGGAUGUCUUCCAGCUGCAGCUUAUGUCAGUUUAAAGGAACCACUUCACUCAAACCUGUGAAUCCAUCAGCAGAAGAAGGCUCCUAACCUUCAGAGAUGAUCUGUUGGCACUUUGUUACCAGAAGCCUGUAUUUCCUUUAUAUUGGUCGAAUCUUAAAGAUCUGCCUUGCAGCGGCAUCCACUGUAAUGUUUUAGGCCUGAUGCAUGUCAAGUAAAAUAUGGGUAAUACUGUGACAGUUUUCUAGUAAAAGCUCUUUGGGGAAAAAA
Messenger RNA from Girardinichthys multiradiatus, 2287 nucleotides. RefSeq names its product G protein-coupled receptor 132b (gene gpr132b). The coding region runs from base 518 to 1570 and encodes 350 amino acids. NCBI's taxonomy places the organism in Eukaryota, Metazoa, Chordata, Actinopteri, Cyprinodontiformes, Goodeidae. The transcript has 3 exons. The record is from RefSeq and is a predicted model, not a curated record. Gene Ontology annotation, biological process: negative regulation of G2/M transition of mitotic cell cycle; G1/S transition of mitotic cell cycle; G protein-coupled receptor signaling pathway. Gene Ontology annotation, molecular function: G protein-coupled receptor activity. Gene Ontology annotation, cellular component: membrane.